Molecule: messenger RNA, 1228 nt
Organism: Cuscuta epithymum
Lineage: Eukaryota; Viridiplantae; Streptophyta; Magnoliopsida; Solanales; Convolvulaceae
Source: the annotation of a GenBank genome assembly
AAAACAAUGAAGACGAUGUCACUGCAGGAGUAAAUGAAGGAGAGAAAAUCAAUACUCCUGAAGUGAAUCGAAAUGAUGCUGAUGAAGAAAUGAAUAUAGAGGUUGGGGUGCCUGCAGAUUACAAGACUGUUGCUGAUGUUGAAGCAAAGAAUGAAGCUGAUAACAAUCCAUGUAAUGAUGACGUGAAGGCAUAUAGAAGAAAGAAGCUGAAAAAGUUAGGUGAAGAAUGUGUGAAUUACAGAUCCCCAUUUCUGAAGAAUAAUAGAAGAUUGUGUAAGGAUCUUAACAGGGAAGAAAAAAUAGUACUUGACUAUGCCUUUUCAAAAGAAGUUCUGAAUGAUUGUGUCUACCACGAUGACGGAGGUGUGUUUAUAACUCAUGAGGAGUUGCAAACCCUUGAAGAUCAAAAUGUAGACAACUCUAUUAUAGACGCAUGGGCAAGAAUUUUGAAUGACAGAGAAAAGUCAAGCAAUACUACAAAGCGUGCAUUCAUAGCUUCAACCAUAGUCUAUGCACAGUUUAAUUAUACCUCUGGUGACCCAAUUGAAAACAUGGUUGAAAGAUUGGAAAAGGAAAUGAAUGAAGCAGGAGCAGAUGUUAAGCAUCUUGAUAUGAUAAUGUUUCCAAUUCACAAGCAUGCGCACUACUACAUCUACUGCUUUUACCCAAAAAAUAACAUUGUUGAUGUGAUAGACAACCGCAUGCUUCCAGAUGGGGUGCCUUUUGAGAAUAAAUAUGCUGAAACUUUUAACAAUAUGGUUGCGGGGUUCAAAGUCUUCUGUGAGAAACUGAAACUUUCAGAUUCACUGCCACCAACAUGGGUUCCAAGAAUUUUGAUUAUGCCAUGGAGAAGUAAUGACAAUAAUACUGACUGUGGAGUAUUUGCCAUACGCCAUUUGGAGACAUAUCGUGGGCAGGGACACAGAUGGGAUUCUGGAUUUGCACCGGCUUCUACAAAGCAAGGAAUGAAAUCUCAAAAAGAAACCCUGCAAAAGUUGAGACUAAUGUAUGCUGCUCAAUUAUUAUUGUCCAAAUUUAACACUCAAAGGGACAUUGUUCUCAAAAAAGCAAAAGAGUACAUUACGCUGUAAGAUAUCAAUGUUGUGGAGCUACACAAAUGAUUCUGACAAAACAUUUGUUGGUUUGUGGAGGGCAUGAUGACUUGAAUUAUGUCAAAACAUUAUUUCAUUUUAUGGAGUAGGUGGUGAUGGUAUGGACAACUUAUAUA